GGACGCGGGACCGCCGCCGAUGCAGUCGCGUGGCGACGUAACGCCUACAAAAAAAUUCAUAGUGGUUACGCUGUGUAGUGACAUGUGCGUUUUGCUAUUGUGAUUUUUGCAGGCGUGACUGAAUGUAAACAUAAGCCAGACUGAUAUGAUUCGGGCAUGGUGUGGAUAUCUAACAUUCAUUGUCGUCCUCGCACAAGCUGGAAGCGAUUGGCUCAACUGCGCUCACAUAACAGAAUGUCACUGCAAAUGGUCUUCAGGAAAGAAAACAGCAUCAUGCGUAUCAGCAGGCUUGAGACAGCUUCCAAAGUUAGCAGCAGACAUCCAAGUAUUAGACCUCCACGGAAAUCCUUUAAAAAGGCUAGAAGAAGACGCCUUUUCAAACAUAGAACUGUUAAAUCUUCAGAGAUUAAAUCUCAGUUCAACAAAUCUACAGUCACUACAUGCAAAUGCUUUUCGAGAACUACGAAUAUUAAUAGAGCUGGAUUUGUCCCAGAAUCAACUUCUGCAGCUAUCACCUGACACGUUCAAAGGGGCAGAACGCCUGAGGUUGUUGAUCCUCAAUGAUAACCCAUUAAGUGUCCUAGUUGCGGAGCAAUUUCCUCCGUUGAAACAUUUAAAAAAGCUGGAAAUAUCACGAUGUCAGCUUCGCAAAGUCCAUCCGUUUGCUUUUAUGAAUCUUCAAGCUCUGGAAACAGUCAAUAUACACCAAAAUUUACUGUCACAUCUUCACCAAGAUACAUUUAAUUUGCCGGUACUUAAAACCCUAACACUGUCUGACAAUCCUUGGUACUGUGAUUGUCGACUACGAGAAUUUCACGAUUGGUUUCUAAACAGUAAUUUAGGUAACGAAGAAGUUUUUUGCGGAGGUCCAGAUAAAAAGACGGAUACUUCAUGGAGAGCUUUAAAAAGGGAAGAUUUUAUAUGCCCACCUUCUGCAACCACAUCACCGAUGGUUAUUAGAACUGAGGCAGGGGCUGAAAUAUCUUUUGGAUGUUUUGUAAGAGGUGACCCUAAACCUAUAGUAACAUGGACUUUUCGUCAUGUAGAAAUAAAUAAUAGUAGCGAAAAACACAGUGAUAUUAUAAUCAACAAAUUCCAGUUAGACAAUUUUGACGAAUAUAAUGAUGACUUCUUAAAUAAAAGUGCACAGUGGAUUAAUUUGACUAUUACGAAUGUAACUAGUGAUUUAGCGGGAGAGUGGAAAUGUAGGGCUAAAAGUCCUGUUGGAGAAGCGAAUUCUUAUGUAACACUAUUUCUGCCUAAAGCUAGAACAGCAACAGCAAGAGUAGCACCUAAUUACUCGACCUUUUUUUUAAUAGGAGGUUCAUUGCUUACCAUGACCACAGGAGGCUUUAUAGCAGCAUGCGUUUGCUGGAAAACAAAGCGUCGAAGAGUGCCGCCAAGUAGAAGUUUUACUGAUCAAGAAAAGAAAUUAUUAGAUACUUCUUUAGCUGUUAGUUGUGAUAGAACAAGUGGAGAUUUAGGAUCUUCGUAUGGCUUUGAAAUGCUCGACAGAUCCAUUUCUAUGGAAUCCGAUGAUGCCAGAUGCUUAGAGCCUGUACAAAUUACGAUAGAAGGCCCACCUGGUUCGUUUCCUCCACCUCCUGCUGAAUUUGCAUUACCAGCUCCGUAUGGUAAUAUAUUUAUUUCUGUCCAAGUUGCCGGGCAUAGUGACGAGUAUCCAGACCUCUUGGGAGGUGGCGCCACACUACCCAGAAGAAGUAGGACUUGUUUCCUAAAAUCUGCUUAUGAUAACAUGGGACCUAGGAUUACAGCCGCGGGUAGCUCAACAUGGUCACUUCCAGGGGCAAAUGGUGACAAAAAUAAUGACAAAGAACCUUUGAAUGUUCCUCUGUCAACCUUUUCUACUGAAUUUACCGCUUUGUAAGUUUCAAAUGUUUUUUUUUUUCAAAUACUAAUGUGUGUAUUUGUGAUAGAACUGAGACCAGCAGAUUAGGAACCAUGAAAUCAGCACAUUUUGCUAACCUUGUUU
Molecule: messenger RNA, 1993 nt
Organism: Helicoverpa armigera (cotton bollworm)
Lineage: Eukaryota; Metazoa; Arthropoda; Insecta; Lepidoptera; Noctuidae
Product: leucine-rich repeat-containing protein 24
Exons: 2
Coding region: 146-1888 (580 amino acids)
Molecular function (GO): protein binding
Source: RefSeq, a predicted model, not a curated record